CGUGCGCAGCCCGCGAUGGCGCGGCCGACCCGGCGAUGCCCAGGUUCCUGGGCGCUGCUGCUCUCGCUGCUGUUGGCCGGGCCCGCCUCCUGCAGCGCUAGCCCCGCGGACGAUGGCGCGGGCCCGGGGGGUCGGGGUCCCCGAGGCCGGGUGCGGGGGGAUCCGGGCGCCGACGAAGCGGUGCCGCGCCACGACUCCUCCUACGGCACCUUCGCGGGGGAGUUCUACGAUCUGCGCUACCUGUCGGAGGAGGGUUACCCUUUCCCUACUGCUCCUCCUGUGGAUCCAUUUGCCAAAAUCAAAGUGGAAGAUUGUGGAAAAACCAAGGGCUGCUUUAGGUAUGGCAAGCCAGGCUGCAAUGCAGAGACCUGUGACUACUUCCUUAGCUACCGGAUAAUAGGGGCUGAUGUGGAAUUUGAACUGAGUGCAGACACAGAUGGUUGGGUAGCAGUUGGGUUUUCUUCAGACAAGAAAAUGGGGGGUGAUGACGUCAUGGCAUGCGUCCAUGAUGACAAUGGCAGAGUUCGAAUACAGCACUUCUACAACGUAGGGCAGUGGGCAAAGGAAAUUCAGAGAAAUCCUGCCCGAGAUGAAGAAGGAGUAUUUGAGAACAACCGAGUCACCUGCAGAUUCAAACGCCCUGUGAACGUUCCCAGAGAUGAGACAAUCGUUGACCUGCAUUUGAGUUGGUAUUACCUGUUUGCUUGGGGCCCAGCCAUUCAGGGCUCCAUCACCAGACAUGAUAUAGACUCUCCACCAGCUUCGGAGCGCGUGGUCAGUAUUUACAAGUAUGAAGAUAUUUUUAUGCCAUCAGCUGCCUAUCAGACCUUCUCAUCACCAUUUUGUUUGCUUCUCAUUGUUGCCCUGACCUUCUACUUAUUGAUGGGAACCCCUUAGCCACAGCUGCAAGGCUAAAUCAUUAAAUGGAUUGGAAAGCCUUUGCUAUCUCUCUAUUUUUCCCCCCAAGAAUGUCCAGGACAAUUUUAGCUUUUGUUCUUUAAAGACAACUCGUGAUUUCAGCUUUUUGUUGGAAGAAAGAAUGAGCUUCUUUUCUAGUCAAAGAUGAUUGUUUCAUAGUGAUCCUCUUUUUAGAGGGAAGUACUUAAAACUUUUGUAAGCACUUUCAAAUGUGUUUUCUUAUGUGAGCGUCACAAUAUCUCUGUGUUGGCUUUGAUGAAACUAUAAUUGCUAUCUUAGUGAGUGGGAAUACAGACCCAGGAAGGCUGCCUUUUGAUGCAUGUCAAGGAGCCUUUGCUAUUUGGUUAUGUACAAAUCAGAAGGUAGAGAAAGAACAAAUGCAGAAAACAUGUCCGAACAGUCAUUACUAAAUUCACUAGCAUAAGAGCUACUUUGUGUAGAGCUAGGGAAAAUGUCACUGGAUUUCACCAUUCCACAGUCAGCCUCUUAAAUGUAUGCAGGAUAUCAGUGCUUUUGGAUAUUUACACCAUUGAUGGGGAAUGUGAGGGAGAUUACAAUGAUAUGAAAUGGUACCUAUUCAUCUGAAGUUUCAGUUAGUGAGUAGCUACAAAAAACAUUUUUAUAUUACUGUUUAGAAAGGCUGGAAACAGAACUAUGAGUGUCCCUGAAGACAUAAACGUAUUUUAAUGGUAAAAAAAAAAAGUAGCUAAUUGCCUAUGGCUCACACAUAUAUAUUUUACUAUCCAGGAGGCUGAGGUCUAAGGACUUAGUUUAUCUAAUAGCUUAUCUGGGAAGAGUCAAUUCUGUUGUCAAGUUGGCAUACAUUAAGUGUGAUUACAUAUAUGUCACAACAGACAAAUCACCUUAAAAGUUUAAGGAGUUUUAAUCAUACAUUAAUAUUUUAGGGGAUUUUAGCAAUUUAAGCAAAAAUAUUUUUUAGUCUGAGGGUUUUUUCUUAUUUUUUUUUAACUUAGAAAAAGGGAAAAUGAUCCAUAAAGUAAAUUCAUGUGGAGUACUCAUUCAAAAUGUUCUGACUCAUAAAUUAUAUAGGCAGUCAGCAUCAUUCGUGAUGAUCCCUGCAUGCGAUAUAUUUUCUUUUUCACAGGAAACCCAGAUAUUUCAUUUUAUACCAAUUGUCUGAGCCAACAGCUCUGCCAAGGGGAGGAGUCUGUGGGCAUAGUUGUGCUUGAGAUAAGUCCUUUGUGAUAUUUUAGACGUUUCGAACUUGCAUCCAUUGCUUUAAGGUUGACUCCAAGUUUGUGAUUAAACUACCCUGAGACUGAGACCCAAGCCAUCUUCAAGAUUCAUGUCUUCAAGGAAGUAUGCCUGCGGAGAAUGCUUUCAGUAUUUCUAGACUUGAGCCAAAAUAAGGAAAAUAAUGGAUCGUCUGUGAUGUUGCCAGUUACAAGUGCUUCUAGGGAUGUAGGAGAAAGACUCCCAUUGCUGUUAGAGAUUAAAUCAUAUCAAGUGGACCAUGGAAUUGGUCCACUUUCAAAGUUCAAGUUCAUGGCUCUACCCAACUACCACUGCCUCUUCAGCUGAGCCUGACCCGUGUAUUUCUAUUUAUUUCAACUACAGUGGUUUGUUUGGGAGUAAGUAUAGGAAUAUGCAGACACCCACAUUGUAUAUAAGAAAGCAAAUAUUUUUAUAUCUUACUCUGUUAUGUGUAUAAUAGCUGAACUAUAAAUAAGUUAAAACAAAUGAUAUCCUUCUGUCAGAAGUUUCCUGUUACUAAAUGGAGUUUCCUUCCACAUCUAUUUCAAAGCAAGAUAUUGAUUUCAUUACUUGCCUCUGCUUUGAUGACUGGAGUUGCUUAUUGAUGCCUAGUACAUUCAGUGAUUUCUCAUUGCCCUUACGAAAAAAAAAAUGCAAUCAUUUGGUAAGUUCAAGGAUCUUCUACUGCUGCCCAGUCCAUUGUUGUGCCCCAGACUUGUUCCCUCUCACCUGUCAUCUGUUCCUCAUGUGCAAAUUAUCUCCAUUUUGUGCUUUGUGAAAAGGCUACUCAUCACAGCUCGAUUGUUUCUUCUCGUUGUUCCUUGGACCCAAUACUCCUAUACCAUACAGGGCGUUCUUAUAAUGCUGGUCAUACUUAAUUAUAAUUGCCUGGUAACUCCUAAUGCAGGAACCAUCUCUUCUUACUAAUCAUC
Molecule: messenger RNA, 3065 nt
Organism: Perognathus longimembris pacificus (Pacific pocket mouse)
Lineage: Eukaryota; Metazoa; Chordata; Mammalia; Rodentia; Heteromyidae
Gene: Frrs1l
Product: ferric chelate reductase 1 like
Exons: 5
Coding region: 16-897 (293 amino acids)
Biological process (GO): regulation of glutamate receptor signaling pathway
Source: RefSeq, a predicted model, not a curated record